AUGAGCUCUAGCCUGACGGAGAGGACAGAGAGGACGGAGAGGGCCGAGGAUGGGCGUGACAGAGCUGCCAUGGAGACAAGUGCAGACGAAGACGUGACCGACCUUUCGAUGGCGGAUGGCGAGAGCGUCGGAUCUGGCCACGACGCUGAUCAGACGAACAAGACGGACAAUGCAGACGAUGACGACGAUAGCAAGACCAUCCGGGGCGACGAUGCUGCUCUCGACAGCCCUGAUCUGGUCAGCAUGGACGGGGGUUCCUCGCAGCCGCCGGCAGUGCUGGCGCCGAGCAACGGAACGACGCUGGGCAGCCGAUAUCGCGGCCUCGUCCAGGACCAGCAGCAGCAGGACACCAUGUCCGAAGACGGCUCGGCCUUGGGCCUGCCCCGACGGCCGGGCAGCCCAUCAGGGUCGGUGCUGUCGGUGUCAGAAUCGACCACAUCCACGGCCCAGCGCUCGGGCAUCUCUUCUUUCGGCGGUAGCAGCAUCUUUCCGUCGGGCAGCUCGACGCGAUCCGGGUUCCGGGGCUCGAGCCCGUCGUUCCGACCAUUUGACCGGCGGUUCCAGUCGCGUAUCGCAUCGCCCAGCGGCGGCAGCAGCAGCAGCCUGCUCCUCUCGCCGCGGCCAUCGUCGCCCGCCCUCCUGGCCCUAAGCCACGCUUCGUCGCACAGCCGGCACACGUCUGCCGGCAGCCAAUUCCACUUACUGGAGGCGUCUGGUAGCGGCACAGACGCGAAUGUCUCGCCGCCGUGGGAGGUGGUCCGCUGGACCAAGCUGAUCAAGCUGUCGGGCCAGGCUUUUUCCGAAUCGGCGAAGCGCAGCUUUGGCUCGCCCACGUGCAUGGCCAUCUCGACGUGCAUUGUGCUGGGCACGACGAAGGGGAUACUCCUUCUGUUCGACUACAGCCAGAACCUCAAGAUGAUCAUCGGGCCGGGAACACGAGCGGUCGAGGCAGGCGCCAUCAUAUCUCUGGCCAUAUCGUCAGACCACACGACGGUGGCCGGAGGCCAUGCAGACGGAUCCAUCUUCACGUGGGAGAUCAGCCGGGCGUCGCGGCCGUUCCUGCACAUUCCGCCGCUCCAAGGCAAGCAAGCAGAGCCGCAGCACCGGACGAUGGAUGGCCACCUGCACGGAUUCGCGGUGACGCACCUGGGGUUCCUCGGCACACGGCGCACGGCGCUCGUAUCGGCCGACGACCGUGGCAUGGCCUUUGCCCACCUCGCGACGCGGGGAACCGGCUCUCUCGGGCGCACGGUCAAGACGAGCCGGAUUCUGGGGCGCUAUCCCGGGACGCAGCCGGCGGCGACGUCGACCAGGGCGAUCAAGCCCAGCACGGUGCUGGCGUUUGCGCCGCUGCCACUGGGCAACGUGGACCGGGCAACAGACACGAUGGGCCUGACGGCGAUGCUGACGCCGUAUCUGCUCGUGAUCGUGUCGACGACGCCGGUGGCCAACACGCAGCACAAGUCGCCACGGCCCAAGGAGAUCGCGCCGCACAGUGCGAUGAGCGGCUGUCUGGCCUGGUUCCCGGCCGUGCGGUUGAAGGUGGCCGAGGCGCGAACGGGGUCGUCGAUCUCGGCAGCGAAGCUGGUGUACUGCUGGUCGAACGUGCUGACGGUGCUGGACGUGGAGGAAGAGACGGCCGAGGACCAGAGCAAGCCGCCGAACCUGCACUGCCGGGCACGCAGCCGAUGGAAGGGCGAGGAGGCGAUCGUGGCGGUGCAGUGGCUGACACGGUCAGUGCUGGCGGUGCUGACGAUCUCGCAGCGGCUGAUCGUGCUGGAGGACCACAGCAUGCGGGUGACGGAGGCGUUUGACCUGAUGAGCCGGUUCAUCUACCACGCCGACCUGUUCUCGCGGCAGAUUCAAGGCGUGGUGGAGACGCUGGACGAGACGGACACGUCGAUGCACGGGGUGGUGGCGGACGCUUUCUACAUGAGCUUCAAGGCCUACAAGGGGCGGCUGUUCCUUCUGGGGUUCAGCGACGUGGCGAUUGGGGCGCUGUCGAACUGGGCGGACCGGCUGAUCGCGCUGAUGGAGCACGGUGACUACGUGGGGGCGAUCCAGCUGGCGACGGUGUUCUAUACGGGCGACGCGGACAAGCUGACGAUCGGGCUGCCAGAGGACACGGAGACGCGGCACGCGAUGGUACGGGAGCGGCUGAUGGAGAUCAUGGCGGCAUCGCUGCGCCACGCAUUUGGGCAGCGGCGGAAGAAGCGGUGGACGACGGGAACGGACGCAGAGGCGGACGCAGAGGAUCGACAGCAGCUGCAGCAGCUGGCCGAGGCGUGCUUUACGGCGUGCAGCAGCGUGGGCGACCAGGACUUUGUGUUUGACGACAUGUUCGACCGGUUCGAGGAAGCAGGCGUGGAGGGCGUCUUCCUGGAGACGCUGGAGCGGCACAUCCUGGAGCAGACGUUGACGACGAUCCCACCGACAGUGGUCAAGGCGAUGGUGCGGCACUACGUGGGCAAGGGCCUAGAGGGCCGGCUGGAGGAGAUGAUCUGCAACAUGGAGACGGCGACGCUAGACCUGGACCAGGUGACGACGCUGUGCCGGCAACACGGGCUAUACGACGCGCUGAUGUACGUGUGGAACCAGGCGCUGGGCGAUUUCAUCACGCCGCUGGUGGAGCUGCUAUCGCUGCUGGUGCCGGACGGAGACGGAGGCGAGCUGGAGCAGGACAUGCAUGAGACGAACGCGGUCAAGAUGUUUCCGUACCUGUCAUACGUGCUGACAGGGCGGGUGUAUCCGACGGGAACGGCGAUGGACGAGCAGCGGCAGCAGCUGGCCAAGGCGGAGAUCUACUGGUUCCUCUUCUCGGGCAAGAGCGUGGUGUGGCCGCGAGGCGGCAGCGGGCCGACGAGCUCAGUGUUCCGGACGCAGCCAAACAUAGCGGCCGAGCCGUCGUUUCCGUACCUGCGGAUGAUUCUCCAGUUCGACGCGCCCAGUCUGCUGAGCGCGCUGAACGAGGCGUUUGAGGACCCCUUUCUCAACGACGUGCCCGAGAAGCAGCCGGUCAACGGGGCGGGUGAGCAUCUGUCGGAAGAGCAGGCCUUUGGCCGGACGGUCAAUCGACAGUACAUUGUGACGAUCUUGGCGGAGGUGAUGCUGGGCAGCGCAGCUGACUUUGCGGCUACGGACACGAUCUACCUGGACAUGUUCAUCGCGCGCAAUCUGCCCAAGUAUCCGCAGUAUCUGUUGUUGCCGGAGUCGACGUUGAUGCGGGUGCUCUCGGGCCUGUGCGGCUACCCGGGAUCGGACCUGGCAGAGGACGCGCAACUGAGCGCGGAAUAUCUGCUGUCGGUGUACCACCCGCCGGAGAUGGGGCAGCUGCUGCCGCAGUUCAAGGCGGCGGGGUUCUACCGGAUCCUGAAGCGAACGUACCGAGCGGACCGGCAGUACAGCCGGCUGUUGCAGACGUACUUUGAGGACCCGGACGACCGGGUGGGCGUGUUUGCGUGCAUCAGCGAGUGUCUGGCGGACAGCGACGGUGAUCAUAACAACAACAGCAACAGCAGCAGCCUUGUGCGGCGACAGGGCCAGGAGGUGCGCAGCGUGAUGCGCGAGCAUCUCCGGGAGCUGGUGGAGCUGGACGCGGCCGAGGCGGCAAGACGGCUGAACGAGCACGCGGCCGAGCUACACGGCGAGGCACUCGACGCAGCCUCGGACCGACACGAGCUGCAGUACGGCUAUCUCAACGCGAUUCUGGAGGGUGGGACGUCAGCGACCAAAGCAGGCGUCUCCAGCCUGAUAGAGCGGUACGUGCGGCUGAUGUGCGAGUUUGAGCCUGGUCACGUGUCGGAGUACGUCGGGACGAUGCAGACAGCGGACCUUCGGCUGGACGAGCUGCUGCCGACGAUGGAGCAGACGGGCGUGAUCGACGCGGCCGUGGUGCUGAUGGCGCGUGAGGGACAGGUGAAGGAAGCGAUGGGACGACUGGUGCAGCAGCUGCACACGCUGGAGGCAGCAGUACAGGGAGUUUUGGGGGAGGAGGUGGAGGCAAGAAGCGAAAGCGAUGGAUCCAACGCGACGGUGAUACAACAAGACGCGGCCGAAGACCUGAUGCGGGCGUUGCAAAAGUACACACACGUGGGCAUCUGGUUGUGUCAGAGCCAGACGAAGACGACACGGAAACAGGGCAGCUCACAGGCAGUCGACACGAAAGUGGACGAUGACGAACGACACCUGUCGGCCGAUGAAAGGCUGUGGCUGGACCUGAUCGACACAACGGUGCAGAUCACGCGCAACCUGUCGGGGAGAGUGGCGGCCGAAGGAGGCGACGAGGCCGAACAGAAGCUGGUAGGGCUUCUGCGGUCGCUGGUGCAGCACACGUUUACGGCGCUGUUGAAGACGGCGACUGCGAGCAGCAGCAGCAGCAGCAGCAUGACCACCAAUAUUUCCUUCCUUCGGGUGCUCAAGGCAUUUCUGACACGGGCAGCGGCGUCGUCGCCGAGCCUGGCGGACCUGCGAGCAGUGCUUGGGUCCAUCUUUGCGGCGUACGCGUACGAAGAGGCGAUUCUGCGGCUGUCGAACCGACUUUUGGAGCGCAGCCUUUUUGUGAGCGUGCACCGAUCGGUGGAGCUGAGGCAGCGCGGGUGGCGUGCCCGGGGAUCGGCCUGCGAGGCCUGUGGCCGUCGAGUCUGGGGGCCGGGCGUGACGAGCGGUGGCGGCGGCGUGGGCAUCUACGAAGCCUGGGAGGCGAAGCAGGCGGCCGAGGCGCAGAAACGCAGCGAGCAUAAGGGAGUGAUGCUGGCGGGAGGAGGAAGAGGUGGUGGUGGUGGUGGUGGUGGAAGCGAACGAAACGACGGCAGCGACAGGGACCGAAAAGGCAAGGGCAAGCAGCUGACAGACGGCGACGGCGGACGUGGUAACGAAAAGCCGCUUUCGGGAGGACACAAGGGUCAGAGCCAACAGAUGCAGCAGAUGCAGCCUGACAGCCAGACCGACCAAUCACAGCCUCCCGACGGCCGGACCGCACAGGCCGACCAAAACACACAGCCUCUCGGGCCGCUCGUGCUGUUCGCCUGCCGACACAUUUACCACCAGGCCUGCUUGGACGCACUGCAGCCGACGGCACAGACCGGGCCGGACUACAGAUGUCCCAUUGACGGCUGA
This is a messenger RNA of Grosmannia clavigera kw1407, 5115 nucleotides long. Its product is annotated as golgi complex component. Gene Ontology annotation, biological process: protein targeting to vacuole; endosomal vesicle fusion. The transcript has a single exon. NCBI's taxonomy places the organism in Eukaryota, Fungi, Ascomycota, Sordariomycetes, Ophiostomatales, Ophiostomataceae. The coding region runs from base 1 to 5115 and encodes 1704 amino acids. Gene Ontology annotation, molecular function: protein binding. The record is from RefSeq and is a predicted model, not a curated record. Gene Ontology annotation, cellular component: late endosome; HOPS complex.